Molecule: messenger RNA, 715 nt
Organism: Colletotrichum acutatum
Lineage: Eukaryota; Fungi; Ascomycota; Sordariomycetes; Glomerellales; Glomerellaceae
Exons: 1
Coding region: 7-516 (169 amino acids)
Source: RefSeq, a predicted model, not a curated record
UACACCAUGUCCCACCACAUCACAACCCAUGACGCAACCGGCAAAGCCAUCUUCUCCCACGCCUCAGGGAGCAGAGAAUCGCAUCAAGUCCCCUCGGGCUCGAUUCAAGUCGUCGCCUCUACCCACAACACACCACUCGACCUCUCCAGCGAGGCGGAUAUUGAACAGUACAAGAUCGAUCGCACGCAGUCCCUAUUCCUGAGCUCGCGCGUCAUCACACCAGACAAGGGCACCUCGGCGCUCGUCACGGUCCUCAACCCGGGUGAGGAGUUGCCGAUGCACAGGACCAUGACGUUUGACGUGGUGUAUAUGCUAGAAGGCGUGGUGGAGCUGCACCUCGACUCCGGGGAGAAGCGGGUCGUGCGGGCCGGCGACUCGGUCACGCAGAGAGGGACGAAGCAUAAGUGGGUGAAUGUCACGCCGGACGGCGGGGUAGCGAAGUGGAUUGUCUUUGCGCAGGCUGCCGGGGAUGUUGUUCGCGCUGGAGGGAAGAGUCUCUCCAAUGAGUGGGAUUGAUCGUUUAAUGGUUGAUAAUGGGAAGAAUCAAGACUUCUUUUAAGGAUUGGUCGUGGAGGACUAUUCUAUGCCCUGCGCGACCAGUCUUUAAGGUGUGUGGCUACGUAUAUUGAAAAUAACCUGACUUCAUGGAACGUCGGGGAGGCUGGCAGUCAGUCCUAUCGGGCAGAUCACCAUCCACACACGAUUUACAGCGUGC